CACUUUGUGAGGAAAACGAGGUAGAGAGGAAGGAGGCUGAGAAGGACUGGAAAGGGACUUUGGCAGGACUCAGUACGGAGCUGAGGGGUGGACCUUUACUGGCAGCAGCAGCGGCGGCAUCGCCUGUGAGGCAGGUGGUUAACUAGGCCGCAGCAGCCAUGGCGGUUGACUUUGGGGACCACGCCAGCGGGUUCCGCCAUACCGAGGUGAUCAGGUUCAUCAAUAAUGAAGUCCUCCUGAACGGCGGCGGCCCAGGUUUCUACGUGGCCUUCCGCUCACGGCCCUGGAAUGAAGUAGAGGACCGGCUUCGGGCCGUGGUGGCGGACCCUCAGGUGCCGCACGCCAUCAAAAGGGCCUGCGCCUGGAGCGCGCUGGCCUUGAGUGUGCGUGUGGGCGCAAGGCAGCGGGAGCAGCAGGCGCGCCGGGUCCGGAGGCUGCAGGAACAGGUAGAGGAGCGAGAGACCGCUGCCUGGGCCCUGGCCUCCGAGCUGCAGCGUCUACGUGCGGACCGAGAGGAAGCGGCCACACAGUUGCGCUUCACACGGACCGCCCUGCAACAGGCGCUGAUGGAGUGCGAUGUGCUUCGUGGGCGGCUGCACCAAGUGGAGAGGUCAGCCCAGGUCAGCCCGCUGGCCCAUGAAACACUGCCUGGGCCUCAAGCUGAGCAGUUUGGGACUGUAGCCUGGUCCCUGAAUGCCGAGCAGCAGAGAGAUGUGGUUGCCAUGGGGUUUCCUAGUAGGUUGUGUUUUGAGGCCCAGGUGCCUGCCCCGGCAACUGUUCUUUACAUGCCAGGACCUCCAGGUCCCUGUGCUCAGGCCAUACAACCCCCUGUGCCAAUGCCGGUGCCAUACCCACUUCCAUUCCAUGCACCACUCCCAGUGGGAAUCCCUUUCUUGACACCUCUGCCACCAACAGUAGUCAUGGAUGCAGAAGCUGCAGUAGUCCCACUUCAGAUGCCUCCUGUGGGGAUUUAUUCACCUGGUCCAAAUGCUGCAGUGGGCUCCCAGGAGGAGGUGGCCCCACCAUGGGACCAGAAGAGUUCUAGCCAAGAGGGAGGUCCUGAGACCCUCCAGAAUACAGCUCCUGUGGGGAACAUCAGAAACCUUAGCCGGGAAGGUCUAGAGAGAACUCAGGGUAUGGUCCCCCCUGGAGAUAGCUGGAGCCACAGCCAGGAAGAAGGUCCAGAAAAGGCCCAGGAGGUGUUCCCCUCUGGGGAUAGCUGGAGCCAGGGCCAGAAAGAAGGUUCAGAAAAGGCCCAGGAGGUGGUACCCUCUGAGGAUAGCUGGAGCCAGGGCCAGAAAGAAGGUCCAGAAAAGGCCCAGGAGGUGGUCCCCUCUGAGGAUAGCUGGAGCCAGGGCCAGAAAGAAGGUCCAGAAAAGGCCCAGGAGGUGGUCCCCUCUGAGGAUAGCUGGAGCCAGGGCCAGAAAGAAGGUCCAGAAAAGGCCCAAGAGGUGUUCCCCUCUGAGCAUAGCUGGAGCCAGGGCCAGAAAGAAGGUCCAGAAAAGGCCCAAGAGGUGUUCCCCUCUGGGGAUAGCUGGAGCCAGAGCCAAAAGGAAGGUCCAAAGAAGGCCCAUGGGAUGACCCCCCUUGGAGAUAGUUGGAGCCAGAGCCAGAAAGAAGGUCCAGAGAAGGCCCAGGGGAUAUUCCCCUCUGGGGACAGCUGGAGCCAGAGCCAGAAAGAAGGUCCAGAGAAGACCCAGGAGGUGUUCUCCUCUAGGGAUAGCUGGAACCAGAGCCAGAAAGAAGGUCCACAGAAGGCCCAGGGGAUGGUCCCCCUUGGAGACAGCUGGAGCCAGAGUCAGAAAGAAGGUCCAGAGAAGGCCCAGGAGGUGGUCCCCUCCAGGGAUAGCUGGGGCCAGAGUCAGGAAGAAGGUCUAGAGAGUCCCCAGGGUAUGGUUCCUCUUGGGGAUAGUUGGAAACUCAGCCAGGAAGAUCCGGAGAAAUCCCAGGAGGUGGUUACCCUUGGUGCCAGCCAGGAAGAAGAUCCAGAGACUUCCCCGGAGAUGGUAUACCUGGGGGCCAGUGAGAGCCACAGCCAGGAAGAAAGUCCAGAAAGACCCCAAGGGAUGGCCCCCUUUGGUGCCACCAGGGACAAUGGUAAGGAAGAAGAGCCAAGGGGGCCCCAGGAGAUGGUACCCCUGGGGGCCAGUAGGAGCCAUAGCCAGGAAGAAGGCCUAAAAAACCCCCAAGUGAUGGCCCCCCUUGGUGCCAGUAGGAGCAAGAGCCAGGAAGAAGAUCUAGAGGGGCCUCAGGAGGUGGUACCCCUGGGAGCUAGUGGGAACCACAGCAAGGAAGAAGAUCCAGAAAGACCCCAAGGGAUGGCCUCUCUGGGGGACAACAGUAGCCAAAGCCAGGAAGAAGAUCUGGAGAGGCCCCAGGGGACUAGCCAGGAAGGUCCACAGAGGCCCCAGGAGAUCUCCCUAGGGGAUGGCUGGAGCGAAAGUAUGAGGGAAAGCCCAAAGAAACAGCAGCCUCAGGGGCAGAAGGCCAAGCAACCCAAAGGGAAAAAAGCUUUGGAUUUCCAGCACCAGGAGAAGUCUGUCUCAGGAUGCAGUCCAGUGAAUUGGGACUGCCCAUGGUGUAAGGCCAUGAAUUUUUCAUGGCGUAAGGCCUGCUAUAAAUGCAAGAAAGUCUGUGUGGCAGGUGAGAGUAGAGGCCUGGACCCAGGACAAAUUCACUGAUUUC
Lutra lutra (Eurasian river otter) is the source of this 2685-nucleotide messenger RNA. RefSeq names its product TEX13 family member D (gene TEX13D). Bases 159 to 2681 code for a protein of 840 amino acids. NCBI's taxonomy places the organism in Eukaryota, Metazoa, Chordata, Mammalia, Carnivora, Mustelidae. The record is from RefSeq and is a predicted model, not a curated record. The transcript has a single exon.